Messenger RNA from Anisakis simplex (herring worm), 804 nucleotides. NCBI's taxonomy places the organism in Eukaryota, Metazoa, Nematoda, Chromadorea, Rhabditida, Anisakidae. The record is from the annotation of a GenBank genome assembly.
GUGAUCCGUCGAGCUGAAAAUCUCGCAAAUGGUCUAUUGGUGUUGGGGAAUGAAAAAGGUCAAGCAACCUUCAUAGCAGUCUGUUCGAAAAAUAGGCUCGAGGUAGAUACGUUCUUUCAUGAACUAAUUCUCACAUGGAUUAUAAGUGAAUUGGCUGCAUACAGUUACAGUGAUAUAAUUGUUUCGUUGUACGACACUUUGGGAGCAGAGGCGAGAACAUUUAUCACUUCAAUGUUGGCUGAUGAGGCGUCGAAAGUACCAUCACUGAAGCACAUUAUCGUCAUCGAGCCAUUCAGCGAAGAGCUGAAAGUACGAGCCGAAGCAGCUGGCAUCUCAGUGCAUCGCUUCAGUGAAGUCGAGAAGCUACCAAAACCCGAAGAUAUAUCCACGGUGUGCUAUACGUCAGGCACUACGGGCACUCCGGAAGGUGUAAUACUAACGCACGCAAAUGUUAUCGCUGGUACAACUUGUCUCAACAUAUUUGCCAAUCUAAAAAUCACCAGUGAGGUAAUGUCUGAAGUGAACAAAUCAGUUUUUACUCGGCUUUUAUGUACUGUUGCAAUGGCGUGCAAGAAGAAUGAAUUACGAUGUGGAAUUCUCCGACAGGAUUCAUUCUUUGAUCAAAUCGUUUUCAAGAAGACCCGAGACAAAUUUGGUGGUCACGUUAGGCUAAUGACCAUCGGAUCAGCACCAGUUGCACCUGAUGUGCUAAUAUUUGUGAGAGCAGCGUUUGGGUGCAUUGUGAUUCAAGGAUACUACAAAAACGCAAAAGCAACCGAAGAAACUCUUGACAGGAACGAUUGA